This is a messenger RNA of Coregonus sp. 'balchen', 18648 nucleotides long. The record is from the annotation of a GenBank genome assembly. NCBI's taxonomy places the organism in Eukaryota, Metazoa, Chordata, Actinopteri, Salmoniformes, Salmonidae.
GAUGUGGGUUUCCGUAAGCGGGCCCAGUCUGCUGAGGAUGAAGGCAGCUUGUCAUCAUCACUCCAACACCUCACCCUCUCAGAGUUCCUCAAAGAGUAUGUCCCAUUUCACUAGUCUGGCUCCCAUGUCACGCAUGAGUAGCGCUAGACACGCCUGGCAUAACCUAUAAUAACCCAUUUACCCUGGCCGCCAUUUUCUUAAACUAAGCCUGGUAUGUUCCGGGGUGAAGUUUUCCCUGGUUACAGAUCUAGGAUCAGAUUCCCCUCAGCCAAUCUUAACCUUAACCAUUAGUGGGGGAAAGGCAAAACUGACCUAUGAUCAGUAUCUAGGGGCAACUUCACCCUACUCCGCCUUGUUCACCCACUCUAAUCCUUUUUUAAAACUAAUUUAAUAACAACUCUUUAUGACACCUACCUCUUUACAAAACUGAACCAUACCGCAACUUCUUAACCAACCAUGAUACACUUGUCUUAACCCUAUCCUAAAGUUAAAAAAAAUAUAUAUAUAUAGAUAUAUCUUUUUUUUACCCUUAUUUUACCAGGUAAGUUGACUGAGAACACAUGAUCAUUUACAGCAACGACCUGGGGAAUAGUUACAGGGGAGAGGAGUAACCCUUCAUCGCUACUUUGUCCAAGUGGGGCUCCUACCUGAUGUCAACUAUGAUUCUAGCCAAUGGCAGGAUAGUUAAGGCUGAAUCCCAAAUGGCACCCUAUUCCCUAUGUAGUGCCCUACUUUUGACCAGGGCCCAAAGGGCUUUUGUCUAAAAGUAGGGCACUAUAUAUGGAAUAGGGUGCCAUUUAGAAGGCGGCCUUGUCUAUGAAGUCUGUUACAUCAGAUGUUAUCUGUAUGGCUCAGUUCUGCUUUGUCAUGGAAAGACUGUGUAUUGCAUUGCAUGUACUCUAAUUGUCCUCCUGCAUCUAACAGAAUACCUUUCACUUGGAAUGCCUACUGUACCUACUAGUAGUGUUAUGAAUAGCUGACAUAUUAUGUGUCAAGGUCAUGCCAUGAACAGCAUUGAGACAUAAUUUAAACUGUUGGGUUAUUCCAAACUACCCAAGUAUGUUACUAAGAGUGAUGGUGUUGUAGACCAGGGGUGGCCAAUCCUGGAGGGCAAUCAAUUUAUCAUGGUCUUCAAUCUCUAGACCCUGAAUAGUUUUAUUCAGGUGUUAAUGUGUUUGAGUUGACCACCCCUGGUCUAGAUUAAUGAGAUAAACCUAGCUAGCCUGGGUCACAAUCUGUUUGUGCUCUUGCCAACUCCAUUGCUCAUUGUCAAUCCAUACAGCAUGACAAUUCCAUAGGAGUUGACAAGAGAGCAGAAACAGACUGUGACCCAGGCUAAAACCUAGCUUCACUGUACUAUGGCAUGUCAUACUGAAAUUCCUUUCCAAAAAACAGGAUUCAGGACGAGGAGUGGGAUAAAUACAUAAUUCCCUCCAAGGUUGAGUCAGAGAAAUACAAAGUCAGCAGAACCUUCAGCUUCCUGAAGAGCAGGAUGUCCAGCCCUCGUAACAAGAUCAAGGUGAGAGCUCUGGGGUGAAGUUUCCCCUAGGUACAGAUCUAGGAUCAGCUUCCCCUCCCCCAAUCCUAACCUUAACCAUUAGUAGCGGAAAUGCAAGACUGACCCAAUAUCAGCAUCUAGGGGCAAAUUCACCCUACGUACGCCCAGGCGAUACAGACAAUAAACACUCUGUUGGUUAUUCCCCAAGUUACAACAAAAUAUACUGUAGUACUAAAGCAAAAUCCAGUUCUUGGGAUAAAAGUUUAAGAUUAUCCAAACCAGACCUGCUACUGGAGGACUCUCCCACAAAAACCUUUAAACACCUCUGUCAGGAUUCCUAUGCUGGGGAGCCAUUGUCUGGGAAUGGUGCCUUUAUUUGGGGAAGAGAAAAUUCCCUUUCCAUACAUCUUAGCAGCGGGACACAAUGAAAAUAUCCAAAAAACAUUCCAUUAUACACCAUCACUCAUAUACACAUGUGCACGGAAAAGCAUACACAAAUCAAACUAAUUAACUUUUAUUUGUCACAUGCUUCCUAAAAAAACAGGUGUAUGCUAAAAGUGAAAUGCUUACUUACGGACCCUUCCCAACAUAUAUAAUAGAAAAAUAAUAACACGAGGAAUACAAUGAGUAACGAUAACUUGGCUAUACAUAUGUAUUACUGUGCAAUAGAAUGUGUCACUGUUUACACAACAUUAGCAGGUAAUAGCAACAUCUGACUGUGCCUCAAUCUAUCUCUCUCUCAAGCGCUCUCUCUUCCUCACUGGUACACCAAAUUAAAACACACACACACAGACCCCCUCAUGGCUUUGGCUUCUCUGUGGCUUUCUGCACUGCAGGUGAAGGAGGGUAAAGAGAGGACUGGAAAGGAGAAGACAGGAGCAACUAACGUACACCAGUUUGUGCCAGUCUCUCCCUCAGGACCCUCUGGGCUGUCUGUAUAUGUGGCCUGUGACAAGCCCUUCCCUGUGAAGGAGUUGCUGCAGUGUACCAGUGAGUACUGUACUUUUUGUCGCUCUCUAUUCCCUGUAGGGGACCAUUGCUCAGGUCUUUAGCCAUGUCUAAUACCAAUCCAAUUUGAUUGAUAAUUAGAAUGUAUUUAUGCAAUCUUUGAUGCUAACAUGGAGGAUAGUUUGGUCAAACUUUAGUAUCUGAUCACUGUGACAAUUAACAUACUGAGUGAAAGUCAUGAAAUGUCACUUCCUCCCUAGACUGCUCUCUGAGUGUCCAUAAGGGCUGUCGUGACUCGGCUGCAGCAUGUGGGAAGGUAUGGGUCACCUACUGAACAUAUUAUUUCACCUUUGACCCCAUGAGUACUGUAUAUCACUGAGAACUAAUGCUACAUUCAUGUUCGGAAAUACGACUUCUGAACUCGGAGCAACAAGUUGUAUGCAUUCAUGUGCUUUGAAUUCAGAGAGAAUGACAAUUGGCUAAUGACUAACUACUUACUUCAAUCAUAAACGAGAAUUACGGCUAACAUGCUCGCAAACAAACAAAUUAUAAACAAAAUAUUUAUGUAAAAACAUUUUGUUGUCUGACAUUUUGUCAGAGUUCAGCAUGUCGGAGAAGUUUCCGAUUUGUACAGUAAUUACAAUUGGAGGGCCAUUCAAAUAUAUUUUUUAUCCUCGGAAAACUAGAAUUUCCAAGUUUCAGACAUGUUUUGAACGCAGCAUAAAGAACAUGGAGACCUAUGCUAGGAUCCUAUUCAUGCUAUAGCUGAGCUGGGAGAAACAUGGCAUCCAGGCUAGCUUUGUCUUGUAAAUGUACUCAUUAAACAUAUGACAUGACAUAUGACCACUGGCGAUUUUAUCUUGGUGGGGCAAAAAAACUUUUUUUUAAAUAUGGAUGCAUGCCAGCAAAGCCACUACAUAACACUAAACAAUACAUUAAUUGCACUCUAAUGGUGAUGAAACGUGCCCACAAACUGUUCAGGCCUAUGUAAAAAAAUAUGUAUUCACUAACUGUAAGUCGCUCUGGAUAAGAGCGUCUGCUAAAUGACUAAAAUGUAAAUGAUAUAAAGCUGUCCCAACAGCAGAGUCCCAACAGCAGUCCCAGCACGUUACCACUGCUACACCUGGCUGGCAGAGAAACAGUUCAUUCAGCCUCAUUUACUGCCUUUAAAGAGUUGCUUAAACAAAUGUGGUUUCUACUGACAAUUGAGAUGUACAAACUAUGGCAUAAGGGAACGAUGAGCGGAUAAGAGACAAUAUGUAAUUUCGAUUGAAACAUUACUGAGCGAGCUAGGACGGACGUAGUCAAUAUAACUAUUUGUUCAGCACUUUUGAAAUGUACAGCGACAUAAUUCAGAACAUGGGCCAUUCUUACAGUAUUCUCUCUGUAUACCAAGUCAGAACUGUAGGAUAAAUAAAGGGGGCAUAUAAGCAGAAAAUGAAAGCUCUUACAAUAUUCAAUGAUUACAUUUCUCUAAAAUAGUCUAUAGGCUACAUGUGCACCACCAAGUCAGAACAGUAGGCGAAAUUAAGAGGGGAAAAGGGUCCAAAUCAUUAGUGUGAGGCACAUGGGCUACUAACAGCUUACUACACAACAUACACUUAAAUAAUAAAAUAAUAAUACUUAGUAUUACUUUCUUAGCUACAGUAUAUAUAUAUAUAUAUAUAUCUCCCUGGCAUAUUACAUAAUUUAUACAGUAGCAUACAAUACAUUUUUGGAUUCACCUUGUUGUGCUUGAAUAGGAAGGUGGCGCGGCGGUCCUUCGUGGCCAAAUUUUGUCAUCAAAGUCUGGCAUUCUCUGGAUUUAUGGUGCUUUCAAGACAACUGGGAUUUGGAGAAAAAAAACAAGGACGAAUCAUAAUGACGUCAGUGAUCUUCAGAUCGGAGCUCUAGAAAGAGGCCAGAGUUCCCGACUUACAAUUCCGAGUUGGAUGACGGGUCAAAAUGUAUUUUCCCAGUCGGAGCUAAUUUUUUCCCGAGUUCCCAGUUGUCUUGAACUCACUGAAGUCAGAUUUCCCAGUUCCGAGUUUCCAGUUGUUUUGAGCGCAGCAGAAGUCAUGCUGGAUUGACAGCAUGGCCAAUGUUGAAUGUUUAUCCUUUUAAGCUUGGAAAAGAGACCCUUAAACCCAGAUUUGGGACCGCACACCCACUCCACUGAAUAGCAGGCUAGUGAUUGCUUUGCAAUACUUGCAGUUAGCGACUGAUUCCUUCCAAACCACUCAUUGUUGAAUUUGUGAUUUCCAACUUGUUGUGUUAUGUUUGUCAAACGUUUUAUCAUUUUAUCUAUAAUUUCUCUUCAUUAUUUCUCUUCAUAUGACAAGGAUUAAAAAGGAUUUGCCAGUAGAUUGUCGACUUGAUUCAUGAUGAUGACUGCUAGCUAAGAUUUUGAAAGUAUGAUGUUGACAUGAUCAGUCCAAUCAAAGCUACUGUAGAUUUAACAUGAUUUGACGUCAUUUAUGUGGCCAAUGACCUUGAGCCAUCUUGGAUGGGCACUUCUAAUGUAACUCUAUGGCAGCACCCAAGGUGCUUGAAUUUUCGAGCUCUACCCUUAGAUUUGGCUGUGACGUAGUGUCCCCAUGAGUGACAGAACACUGAGCAAAUCACAGCGCAACUAGAAAACAUUACCAACCCCUACGCUCCAUAUUUUCCGCUGGCUGCCCCACCACCACAGAAAGCACUGAGCUAGGCUGAAACACCUGCAUUUUGGAGCUGCCUUACUCAAGAAAGCAAAAAAGAGACCAAGUUUGUAUGCGGCUUUAUUAACUCAAUGAAAUGUUUUUUCUUUUACAUUGUUUGCAAACUGAUAUGUGACACGUAAUUAACAUGCAAAACGGGUGGGGCUCGUGACCACCCCCAUACUGUUAAGUCAAUCUCAAGUGCACAUUAGAGAAGGCUAGUAGUUGUACUGAUAAUCAACUACUAAGUAAGUGCUACUAAUAAAUAUUGAUUUGAUUAUCAUGUCCUCAGAGGCCUCUGGAGAAGAAUGUGGCGAUAUUAAAGACCAAAUCUCUCCCGCACAGUAAGUUAGCUAUUCCUCCUCUCCUCUACUAUAGGCAUUCAUCAACCUCCUCCUCCUUUUCUCUUUCAUCUCUCCUGCAGAGUAAGUUAGGUAUUCCUUCCUCCUCUCUGUUAACGUGUUAAAGUUUAAUGGGGGCCAGGGACUGUGUGUGUGUGUGUGUGUGUGUGUGUGUGUGCCUGCAGUGAGAGGACAUUGAGCAAUUCUCACACACUGAAUGAAUGAGCCAUUACGAGGUCAGAUCAGGUAACUGAAGGAGACAUUCACAGUUUUGAUCAUUUGAAACAAAAUUAGCAGAAUUGUUGUUGUUAAAUACAAAUCUAAUGGAGCUGGAUGAAUGUUGUCAUCUUUAACAUGUUCCCUUUUCUCCCCCCCCGCCCCCUCUCUCUCCCCCCAGACUCAGUGAUGAGGGAGGGUUCCCCUGCCCCCCUCACCUCUUCCUCCUCCCUCCUCACCAUGCUGCCCCGAGGCAGAAAAUAUAUGACUACUCCCCUCUCUAAGAGCCCCUCUGAGUCUACAGACAGGUGAGGACACACACACACUCCACAGGUCUCUCCAGCUUCACUAACAGAUCCCGUCUUGCUCUCUCUAGGAGGCUGAGUGAUGCUGUGGGGGUCGGUGUGGACAGUGACGUGUGGAGCAGCUGCUCCCUUAGUGAAGAAGGGGUACAGGUAACAGGGACCCCCCCAUCCACAGACCACCAAUCCACCACAGAGGGUAAGGGCUUGAACUGUACAACUGCACAACACCAUGGUAUUAGAAGGACCAGACCUGUUAAACUACAUAAUCAACGCAUACUGUAAACAUAUAAAACAGAAAAGAUUCAACAGCACACCCCCUGGACAGGACGCUAGUCUAUUUCAGGUCCUUCCCUAAUAAUUUGACCUUUGCCCCCCCUCCAUCAGAGUCAGUCGACACACCCCUGUUCAGCGACCUAUCGGCUGACCUGCUGGGGUUUGAGGUGGAGUCCUGGAGUCUGGCCGUCACAACUGAGUUCUGCAGAAAACACGACAAACACACCGUCAAACGACAGGAUGUCAUCUACGGUGUGUUAGUGUGUGUGUGUGCGUGUGUGUGUGUGUGUGUACGCACAUUGGUCAUUUGCACAUGACAAAGGAAUGGCAACACCUUUCAGUGUCUCACAUCUACGGUAUGUUGGUGUGUGUGUGUGCGCACGUGUGUGUGCAUGUACACCUGUGUGUGCGUGUGCGUGUGUGCGUGUGCGUGUGCAUGCGUGUGUGUGUGAACAGGCAUGUAUACAUAAUCCUCUCUCUGUCUGUCUCUCUCUCUCCCCAUGUAGAGCUGAUGCAGACAGAGUUGCACCACAUCCAGACACUGACGGUGAUGUCCGAGGUGUUUCGUCGAGGGAUGCUGGACGAGCUCCAACUGGACUGGGAGUGUGUGGCUCGCAUCUUCCCCUGUCUGGAUCCUCUCCUGCUCUUCCACAGGAAUCUCUUCGGAUCUCUACAGGAGCGGCGAUACGCCUCAGCCCAGCCAGGACACCCACGCAACUACUGCAUCCACAGUAUAGGGGAUAUACUGUUGCAACAGGUGGACACGCACACACAACAACAGAUGCAAACACAAAAGCACGUAUGCUUAUUACUCACAUGCGCAUUCACUGUGAACACUCAUACACACACCACAUUUACACACUUCUGGACAACUCAAGGCCUAUUCAAUAUCCCCUAUUUCUGUUGUUAGUUCUCAGAAGACAACGCUGUGAAGAUGAAGCAAGUGUACGGAGAGUUCUGUAGUCACCACACGGAGGCUGUCAACGUCUUCAAAGAGCUGCAGCAGCAGAACAAGAAGUUCCAGGUGUUUCUCAAAGUAUGUUUCUGACGGAACCUUUCCUUUUUAGUCCAACUUGGUUUUUAUUUUGGUCAAUGGUUUUCAUAAGGAGGGAUUGUACAGGAUGAUUUUUACCUUGGUUCCUCCUCCUCCUCAUGAGAGAAAAUGCAGCUGAAAACAAGACGCGUCUUGGAGGUGUCGUUUUAUGUGUUUUUUGUGUGUGUUAUUACACUUUUCUUAUGACUACCGAUGCCACUUAGGCCGUCUUCAACCGGAAAAGUAGUUUUUCGGCAACAGCUCAUCUUUAAAAUGUGGAUAUCUUUCACUCAACACACACCAGUUGUUGUCUCUUCUACAGCAACAGAGUAACAACUCUCUGGUCAGAAGAAGGGAGGUGCCAGAGUUCAUCCUGCUAGUGACUCAGCGCAUCACCAAGUACCCUGUACUACUGGAGAGGAUACUGCACUAUACAACUGGUCAGUUACAAAGAGGGGGAGAAGGAAGGAAGGAAGGAAGGAAGGAGAGAGAGAGUGAGAGAAAGAGAGAGAGAGAGAGAGAGAGAGAGAGAGAGCGCACGCAUGAGAGAGAAUGUAUAUGUCUCUGCUUCUUUGCACUAUGUAUACAACUAAACAAUGAAACUGUGUCAAGUAUGCCAGUAUAGAUCGUGUAUAGCCGCUGAAUUGAAGCAUUGUGUUCCUCCUACCUCCAGAGGGCAGUGAGGAGCACACUGAGCUGUCGCGGGCACUUACUCAGGUACGUGACAUCAUCACUGCAGUGGACAUGAGCGUGAGCGAGUACGAGAAGGGCCAAGAGCUGCAGGAGGUGCUGAGUCGCGUGGAGAACAAGAGCCUGGCCAAGCUGAAGAGUGGCAAGGUGUUCCGCAAGCACGACCUGCUAGGACAACACCAACAGAGGGCUCUACAGCACAAGGGACUUGUCUACUGGAAAACUGCUACGGGACGACUGAAAGGUAGGGUGAGGUCAGUGCGUGCGGUGUGUUUAAUAAUUAUAUAUUUUUUAAAGGAGUGUGGCAGUCCUACUCCUUUUAUAUACAUUUUACAUUUACGUCAUUUAGCAGACGCUCUUAUCCAGAGCGACUUACAGUUAGUGCAUACAUUAUUAUUAUUAUUAUUAUUUAUUAAUUUUUUCAUACUGGCCCCCCGUGGGAAUCGAACCCACAACCCUGGCGUUGCAAACGCCAUGCUCUACCAACUGAGCUACAUCCCUGCCGGCCAUUCCCUCCCCUACCCUGGACAAAUUGUGCGCCGCCCCAUGGGUCUCCCGGUCGCGGCCGGCUUCGACAGAGCCUGGAUAUGAACCAGGAUCUCUAGUGGCACAGCUAGCGCUGCAAUGCAGUGCCUUAGACCACUGCGCCACUCGGGAGAUAUGAUAUGCUAUGAUAGGAUAGAUAAAGUGGAAAGAUAGAGGAGAGAGUUUCUGAAAUAGCAGUUGGCCAAAUUCGAACCCAUGCUGCAGCGGUAUGGGUUCUGGAGGCAGUGGCUUAUACUUCUGGACGACCCUAGGCAACAACAGUGUCUAUUAUAACAAUCUCCCUCACCCACUCUCUUUGCAGACACCCUGGCUCUGCUGCUGACUGAUGUGCUGGUGUUCCUGCAGGAGAAGGACCAGAGGUUCAUAUUUGCUGCCGUGGUAUGCCAGUUUGGUCAUUCUCGUUACAUUACACUCCAAUCAUUAUUUCAUUACCUCAUGCCUUAUCUGCAAUUACAUUACCUACCUAAAAAGAUAAGAAAAUCCCCCAAAAAGUAACAAAAAUGAAUUCUUAAAGGGAUGCUUGAUUUUGGCAAUCAAGCCCUUUGUCUACUUCCCCAGAGUCAGUUGAACUCAUUAGUGUUAGCGCAAUGACUAGAAGUAUAUGGGGACAGCUAGCAUGAUUGGCUUGUGAAACUACCUUUAAAUAGCAACGCGCAUGCCCCACCCACCUGAGGAUCUGUCUUUUUUAGCCAUCUAUUUCCUGUGUUUGAGGGGUGCAAAAUCCAUCUCGCUGGAUUGAUUUCUUUAAUUUUACUACUUUUUCAUACUUUUGCUUGUGCCUGUCGAUUUUUCCCGUUAAUGUUACGACCAAGGAAAUGUUUGUAAUGACCUCUCAAACACAUCCCUGUAAUGGCUGAAAUGGGUUCAAUGGGAUACAUUGGCUUUCCGUUGAAUCUCUAAGAAAGCUUCGUCAGGGAUUUAACGCAUCGUCUCGACACUUAUAUCACAAGAAAGAGAAGAAAGAUAACUUUAUUUUGAUGGCUGUUAAUAUUUUGUGGAAUUAAAAGAAAUAAUAAUUUAAUACAUUUGAAAUGUUUACAAAUUAGAUGCGCUGAAAUAAAAGCAACUUCUGAAAAUGAACACUCGGAUUAUAGUGAUAUUAUGUCUGAUCUCGCAAACAAUGUAAAGUACGUUUAGAUAGGUGUUAUCUUGAACCAAGUUUGUUGAUUUUUAAUCUGAGGGUAUCCUGCUAUUGACACACUUGUUGAAUUAUACAAGAGAACGCGACAACAACAGUAAUUAAUAAGCCAGUCUAGAUAGCGCAGGUGAGUGCAGGUGGGGUAGACAGAGUAAGUGUUUGGUGGUUGCAGCCCUGUUCCUCCCCUUUAUUUUAAUGUAUUCAUAUAUGCAAAUACACCUAUGUAAUUAUGCAAAUGAGGCACAUAUAAUUGUAUUUAUUUUAACACAAAAUAUUAACAAAAUAACUGAUGCAAAAAGAACAUGUAUAUACAGAAUGACUGCAUUCUAAGAAAUAAGUAAGUAAAAUUUGACAAUAAAUUGAAUACAUGAAUUCCGCCCAAAAUCACAGAACUCAUUAUUUGUCCGUGCCAGUAAAACAUUUUAUGUGCUAUAAUUCAGUCAAUAGCUGAUGGAUUAUACAUUUCAAAAAGUUUGGAGUAUCUUCAUCCAUUGUCCAACUGUAGCAUUUAUUAGAAUUGUUUUUAAAACCUUUUAACAAUUUCGAUGACCGUUGCUACUCUAACUUCCUUCAUACUGAAUGCAGAAACAUAAAAAUGGUAUCCACGAGUUCAUCUCUGGGGAAGUAGAUAACAUAUUUAAUUGCCUAAAUCCUGAAGUAUCCCUUUAAUGGUGAAACAGCCACGUCCCUUUGUGAUAUUACAACAGCAAAGAAGUUACUGAAAACAACUAACAAAGUUUUUUUCCCCUCGGACAUCAAAAGCACAAUAUGUACAGCAAUUUUUUUUUACCAUGCUGCGCGACAGUCCUCACCUCGGCAACAAAAACAAGAACAACGGUGUUGGGGUGGCCAGUGGCACUGUUUCCCCCUAUUGCAGAUUACAUCUUUAAGUAGAUAUACAUGUAAUUACAUUUCAUUUUGAAAGUAUUCAGACCCUUAACUUUUUUUCACAUUUUGUAACGUUACAGCCUUAUUCUAAAAUGAUUAAAUUGUUUUUCCCCCCCUCAUCAAUCUACACACAAUACCCCAUUAUGAAAAUGUACAUUUAAAAAAUAAAUAAACAGAAAUAUCACAUUUACAUAAGUAUUCAGACCAUUACUCAGCACUUUGUUGAAGCACCUUUCGCAGCGAUUACAGCCUCGAGUCUUCUUGGGUAUGAUGCUAAAAGCUUGGCACACGUGUAUUUGAGUUUCUCCCAUUUUUCUCUGCAGAUCCACUCAAUCUCUGUCAUGUUGGAUGGGGAGUGUCGCUGCACAGCUAUUUUCAGGUCUCUCCAGUGAUGUUCGAUUGGGUUCAAGUCCGGGCUCUGGCUGGGCCACUCAAGGACAUUCAGAGACUUGUCCCAAAGCCACUCCUGCGUUGUCUUCGCUGUGUACUUAGGGUCUUUGUUCUGUUUGAAGGUGAACCUUCGCCCCAGUCUGAGGUCCUGAGCGCUCUGGAGCAGGUUUUCGUUUAGGAUCUCUCUGUACUUUGCUCCGUUCAUCUUUCCCUCGAUCCUGACUAGUCUCCCUGUCCCUGCCGCUGAAAACAUCCCCACAACAUGAUGCUGCCACCACCAUGCUUCACCGUAGGGAUGGUGCCAGGUUUCCUCCAGAUGUGAUGCUUGGCAUUCAGGCCCAAAGAGUUCAAUCUUGGUUUCAUCAGACCAGACAAUCUUAUUUUUCAUGGUCUGAGAGUCCUUUAGGUGCCUUUCGGCAAACUCCAAGCGGGCUGUCAUGUGCUUUAUACUGAGGAGUGGCUUCCGUCUGGCCACUCUACCAUAAAGGCCUGAUUGGUGGAGUGCUGCAGAGAUGGUUGUCCUUCUGGAAGGUUCUCCCAUCUCCACAGAGGAAGUCUGGAGCUCUGUCAGAGUGACCAUCGGUUUCUUGGUCACCUCCCUGACCAAGGCCCUUCUCCCCUCAGUUUGGCCAGGCGGCCAGCUCUAGGAAGAGUCUUGGUGGUUCCAAACUUCCAUUUAAGAAUGAUGGGGACCUUCAAUGCUACAGAAAUGUUUUUGGUACCCUUCCCCAAAUCACACAAUCCUGUCUCGGAGCUCUACGGACAAUUCCUUCGACCUCAUGGCUUGGUUUUUGCUCUGACAUGCACUGUCAACCUUAUAUAGACAGGUGUGUUCCUUUCCAAAUCAUGUCCAAUCAAUUGAAUUUACCACAGGUGGACUCCAAUCAAGUUGUAGAAACAACAUCAAGGAUGAUCAAUGGAAAGAGGAUGCACCUGAGCUCAAUUUCGAGUCUCAUAGCAAAGGGUCUGAAUACUUAUGUAAAUAAGGUAUUUUUGUUUUUAAUUUGUUAAAAAUGUGCAAAUAUUUCUAAAAACCUGUUCGCUUUGUCAUUAUGGAGUAUUGUGCGUAGAUUGAUGAGGAACAACAUUUAUUUAAUCCAUAAGGCUGUAACGUAACAAAAUGUGGAAAAAGGGAAGGGUUCUGAAUACUUUCCGAAUGCACUAUACAUGGCAUGAGAGCAAUUUAAAGGGGUAGACUGGGAUUGGUACUAUCAUUUUAAUUUCAUGGAUGGUCAGUCCUUGCAUCCAUAGUUCCGUCUAUGAAUUUGAGAGUGUAUACAUUUCUCCAGCCCCAUCAUUCAGCUGUUUUCCAAAAAAGUGCCGACGUGACUGCUUUGUUGUUGUUUAAAUCCCAGAAUGCCCAUUUAAUGUAAUAUCAAAUGUCGCUCACUACUGAAAUCUCAAGGUGGAUGUUAGAACGAUUUCCAUGCUCUACUCAUUUUAAUUAAAAAAAGUUGCAGAACUCCGGUACUUCACUUAGAAUAGGCUGAAAAGUAGACAAAACAAAAAAGGAGAAAGAAAUAGCAAAGAAUAAUUAAACUAAACAGGGAACCAGGGAGAACCGGCAGUCAGACAGGACGCCAGUAGUGCUCUCUCCCGGAAAUGAUCUUGUUUAAACUGUCCCUCCCCAGGACCAGAAGCCCCCAGUCAUUCCCCCUGCAGAAGCUGAUUGUGAGAGAGGUAGCCAAUGAGGAGAGAGGGAUGUUCCUAAUCUCUGCCUCCUCAGUGGGGCCUGAGAUGUAUGAGGUUCAUACCUCCUCGAAAGAAGAGAGGAACGCCUGGAUGAGACACAUACGACGGGCCGUAGAGAGGUGUGUUUAUAAUAAUAAUAAGCCAUUUAGCAGACGCUUUUAUUCUAAGCGACAUACAGUCAUACAUUUUAGGUACUGGUGGCCCCAGUGGGAAUCAAACCCACGACCCUUGGCGUUUCAAGUGCCAUGCUCUACUGACUGAGCCACACACUGUGUGUGUGUGUGUGUGUGUGUGUGUGUGUGUGUGUGUGUGUGUGUGUGUGUGUGUGUGUGUGUGUGUGUGUGUGUGUGUGUGUGUGUGUGUGUGUGUGUGUGUGUGUGUGUGUGUGUGUGCGUGCAUGCUUUUUCCACUGGUUAGAAUUAAUGUUAGGGUUACAAUUAUGUUAAGGGUUAGGAGCUAGGGUUAGUUUUAGGGCUAGGAGCUAGGUUUAGGGUUAAAGUUUGGGUAAGGGUAAGAGUAGGGGUUAGGGAAAAUAGGAUUUUGAAUGGGACUGAAUUGUGUGUCCCCACAAGGUUGGCUGUACAAGACUGUGUGUGAGUGAUAUUUUGUCCCUAAACCCCUGUGCUGUGUGUUAGUUGUCCUGAGGAGGAGGAAGAGAGAAGUGUUGAGACUGAGGAGGUCAGACGGAACACUGAGCUGAGAGUUCAGAAGAUCCACAAACUCCAAGGUAAGACACAUCAGUCAUCCCUUCACAUUCAUCAUGGACUUAACCAUUCCCAUUUCAGACACUUUGUUGCGUUUUUAUUAACUUUUUGGGGGUCUAUGGGCCAGGAGAAACUGUAAUCCAUGGCUUGGUUUUCUUUAAAUAGCCAUUACAAACUUCAGCUGACUUUAUUACCAUAUAUUACAUUUUCUCCUGGCCAAUAGACUCAUUUCAGGUUGAGGAACCAUCCAACAUUACGUUGCAAUAUACAGGACUUCCCUUUAAACUGAGUGUGAUCCAUGGUCUAUAUCGUUGUUUCAGACACCCUGGCAAGUCAGGACCAGCGUAUCUGCAGUGGUCUGGAGGAGAAGCUACAGCUGUAUGCAGAGCUGACAGAGUUAACCCUUCACACGCCAGAGCCCCUGCCACAGCACCUACUGGUCCAACCAGACCCUGAUGCUCAGAUGCCACCGCAGACCACUGCACUACUCACAGCUGCACUCAAAGAGGGUGAGAACCACACACACACAGGCACACUACGCACAGCUGCAUCCUCACCUUUUAUAUUAGAGAGUAUAUUGAGAGAUAUCUCUUUUCUCUUUCCUCUCUCGCUCUCUCUCUUUGUAUGUAGCGGAGAAGCUGAUGUCUACCCUGCAGGCCAGUGAGGCCCCCACUGAGCCCAGCCACAGCCCCCCUGUCAGAGUCUCAGAGUACUGCAGCUACAAGAGCCAUUGCAGGAUCCAGGAGUCACCCGCUGAGUGUGAGUCACUACUCUAACCCUAACCCUAAUAACCCCCUACCUCUAUCCCUAACCACAACCUCCAACGACUAUGGAAUUACCCAGGAAUCGCCCACAGAGAGUGAGUAUGAGACACACAACCACACAUUAAAGGAAUAGUUUACCCCAAAAUAGAAUGAAUGUCAAAAGUGGUAGAUUCUACUAUAAUCAUGAACUGUUUCUUUAAAUGGACUGUUUUUGGCGUCCUCCCCCUGUAGUGGACUAUCUGAGCACGCUCAGUGUGAGCUCGGCCUCUCUGGUGUCGGAUGGCGAGUGGGCGGGGCCAGACACCAUCUUGUGGCACUCUAUAACCGAGCUGAGGAGAAGGGACACCAAGGGAACACCAAUGAAGGUGUGUGUGUGGAUAGGUGUGGGUUAGUUCUUCUCCCCAUGAGGACAAAGUCUAUUUUGAGUUUAGGGGUUAGGGUUACAAUUAGGAUUAGGGUUACAAUUAGGGUUAGGGUAAGGGUUUAGUGGUUAGGUUUAUGUUUAGGGUUAGGGUUAAGAGUUAGGUUUAGGGUUAGUGUUACGGGUUACGGGUUAAGGUUAGGGUUAGGUUUAGGGUUAGAGGUUAGGAAAAAUAGGAUUUUGAAUGGAAAUACAUUUUAGGUCACCACAAGGACAGAACAUAACGUACGUGUGUGUGUUUGUACGUGUGCUCGUGUGGCAAAGGAAUGCUAACAGAUGUCAUAGUUUUAUCUCUGUCCUCCUGUAAUGGCAUAUUUUAUCCUGCAGGUGGCACAGAGUGUCCAGAGCCUGACCCAGUUGCUCUACAGUCUGCAGGUGAGAAACGGCACACUCUCUUUAACCCUAGUCAUCAAACAACCCCAAGGUGCUAGCAUCCCUUAGCCUGGAAGGCUACUUAUAGCCAUCACCAAAUUACUUAAACCUAUGUUGAUAAAUUUUGAUCUGCCCACACCAAAGUGUUUAGGGUCUAGGAGGAUGGGCCUGGGUCUAUGUGUAAAUACCAUGUAAAUACUAUGUAUUGGUGUGUGCAGGCAGCUGUGACCAUCCAGGACAGCUGCUAUGAGGUCCAGAAGCUCCUCCUACUGGAGCUAGAGAGCCUGCCCCCACACACCCCCUCCUGUCUCCAUGGCAAUGGGGCCCAGGAGCAGGAGAAACAGCAGAGUGCUGAGAAGAAAAAGGAGGAGGUAGAGAGGAGGAGUGUGGAAAGGAGGAGAGAGGAGGUGGAGGGGAUUCAGAAGCUACAGGGGAGGCUGAGACAGGACCAGCAGCGCUGGGAGAGAGAGUGUCUGGCCAGGGAGAGACAACAGGUAAACACUCACAAUACAUUAUCUUGUCAUAAUACUGACUUAAGAAUUACAUAGGGUGACAUAGUAGUGCCAAAGCACAAUCUGACAGGAGAUUAAGGGUCUGGUCAAGGAGAACACUACAUAAGACAAUCAUAACGCUGAUAUAAGAAUGACACAGGGUGACAUAAGAGUGUCAUAGCACGGAUUUGAUCAUCUAAUCCUUUAUAACUAGCGUGCAUCCCAGCUGCUACGAUGACCAAUACUCUUCUUCUGAAUGACAGGGGAGACUAGAGGUCUGCUGAGCAUCGUAUCGACAGUGCCACCUGGAGGCUGAGAGGCUGCGCCGCGAGCGGGAAGAGCUGGAGCAGCAGCUGUUGGAGUACCAGCAGAGCCUAGAGAGGCUGAGGGAGGGCCAGAGGAGCGUGGAGAGGGACAGGGACAGGGUGGAAGCCGAGCACAGGCUGCUCCAGAGCUGGAGACACAACCGCCAGAGUUCCCUGCCCAUUAUGAUACCGCUGGACCUGGACCAGGUGGGCGGUAACCUCUUCCCAAGGCUAAUUGGUGCAGAUAAGCCUGGAAGAACAAUGACUCAAAUCUGGCCUAUGUUGGAGUACAUUUUUAAAAUAAUAAUAAUUUCUGAACUUAGCAAAUCACACGAUUGCAAGUCGUGGCUCCGAAUCAGAAAAUGUGUGUGUGGGUGUGGCAGUAAAAUCAUUCCCCUAAGUUUGAGAUGAUAAACGGUAGCUAGCUAACUUAAUGUAGACGCCUUGCUGGCUAUACAUCCAAAUAUGUGUGGUCAAUGUGUGUCAAUCUUGUGGGGAAAACAAAUUAUCCUAAUAAAAAUGAUAGAAUGGACUCAAACAGCUGAAAUCUCCAUGUUGCAUCAGACGUGGUGUUCGGGGGAAGGUUUGGAGAGAGGUGAUUGAUUACGGCUCGAUAAUACCAGGACAGACCUCUAGCGACCAAACUACCAGUCACCAGUUGUUUUCAAUGGGGGCAGGAAACACAAGGAUACAUUCAGUGACUUAACAGUCGGCGACUCUGAGCUCGGUGACAAGAGCUCAGAGAGUCCCAAGUUUAUGCAAAUUGGCAACGACAUGGCCGUCCGAUAACCAAUCAGAGGAGGGAGGGUCUCCCUAGCAAGCUUUUGAAACCAUGCUUUUGACACCUUGAUGUUGUGCAUGCUGUUUAGAUAUAUACACCCACAAAGGAAGAGCUUGAAGAUUCCUUACUGAUUUGUAGCUUCCGGUAUAAUCAAAACAUUACAGAUUAAGCCAAUGGCUAUGAAUCUGGACUUUUUUUCCAUUCUUUCUAUUGGGUUAACGAAGGUCACAAUUGGCACAUUGAUCCACCAGACCUUCCGAGCAUUGGGUGGAAGUGUCUGGUGAACAAGAUUAGGUGGGUGGGGAGGGGACAAGGAGGGAAAGGGGGGGGGGGGGGGGUGAAAGAUGGUGUGAGACAGAGAAAGGGAAGGAGUGAGUGAAUAUGUGAAUCUAAGAGAGAAAAAUGGGAAAUAUGAACAAAUGUGUAAGGUGGGGUGUGGGGGUUGGUAGGAUUGUGUGUGUCUGUGUUAUUGUGAGUGUGCUCUGCUGAAAUGUACUCCUACUUUCUUCUCCCCACCCUCUCCCCCUCCUCAGGUGUCCAACCACAGUCGGUCAGGCAGCCUGGACGGCAACGAGGCUGCUCUCCUCCAUUCCCUCCAACAGAAUCGUCUCCACCACAACCAGCACCAGAGCCUCCACUCUGGGCUGAGGAAGAGCCAGGACAGCCCCAAUCACAGCCCAAUCCAUAGCCCCAACCUGAGCCUCAGGCCCAGCCUCUACAACAGCCUCAACACUCUGCUCAGCCAGGCCCACAGUAAACCAGCCACAGACUCACUGACACACCAACACUAUGCCCACCCCCAGCACAGCCACCUCCAGCCAGGAAACUCCCCAAACAACCCCUUUGGGAGCAGGUUCACCACAGGACAUGAGGCGCCCAAUAAUAACAGUGAGUAUGAUGCUGUGAUAGACCGCAGAUCUGUGUGGAUCUCAGAGGAUUUGUAUGGUUUAAGCCAGGGUUUCUCAAAGUGGGAUCCGCGGGUACUGCGGACAGAUAAAAAUAAAAACAUCACAUUACUAACAACAACAUAUUAAACAAAUAAGUUUAAUGAGUGUAAUACAAUACAAUACCUUGUAAUAUUAUUAAUCUAUAAUUGAUGUUCUUAACCCUGGGCCAACAAGGGCCUGGGAGGCUCACAGGGAUAUUGGUAUAUCCACAGUACUCCAACAAUUAUAAAUUUUUCAACUCAAUACUUAAUGUAUAAAAAAAAAAACAUAAAUGCACUGUAAUUUAAGAUUUAAAAUUGCCAAGUUUUCUCUCUGCCUCAUGGCAAAAUUUGUAGAAUUGCAGGACAUUAACUUUAAAACUGCAACAACAAAAAAUAUCUCUGUCCCGUUAAAAAAAUGGGUAGAAUUGCAAGAAAUUUGCUUGAAUUAUUUUCCCUCAGACUUCAAGAGAUGGGCCUUUAAAAUGUUCCUUCCAGGGCCCGAGAAUUGGUUCAUUGGGCCGUGCACUGCCAAAGCAAUAGUAGAACUCCUUGUAUGCUAUUUAUAUCUCACUCGAGUUGUGUUCUGAUUAUGAGGGGGUCCCUGAUGAAUUUGCUAUCACAAAAAGGGGUCCCGGACAGGAAAGGUUUGAGAACCCCUAGUUUAAGCAAUGUGGUAACAGUUACCCCACCUUGUUCUCUGAUAUGCUAGGUGGAAUUUUGACAUGUUUCUUACAAAUAUUUAGUCCUUUCUGAUCCACACAAAUGCAUAUAGGGAGGGGCAAGAGGUUGAUGGAGGUGCAAGGGGUUGAUUUGGGAUCGGCCGAUAAUGUUGCUUGUUUUCUUCUGUCAGAUUUCAGCCCUCCUCGGGACAGGCUGACCCUGGGGUUGUUGCGUUCAUUGGGGUCAGAGGUCACAGGCCUGGGUCUGUACGAGGAGAACUUCCCUGCCUCGGCCUCCCUCACUCCCCUCCUCACCCCACAGGCCUACCUCUCUUUGGAUGGACAGAACGGGGAGGAUGGAGGAGAGGAGAACAUUGUGUACCUCUGAGGAAUGCAAGACUGAUGGAGUGAUGGGGGAGAAGUGUGCAGUGCCAGCUGCCUUACGUACAUCUGUCUAGAAUGUACCCCCUCUCUGCCUUUGUGUGUGUGCGUGUGUGUAAAGUGUACAGUAUGAAAGUGUUAUAAUUAGUUCCUAUGUUUUUGACAAAAAAUGGGAAUGCAGGGCCGUAACUAGGGUUUGAGUUUUAGUG